Zootermopsis nevadensis is the source of this 2787-nucleotide messenger RNA. RefSeq names its product Microfibril-associated protein 1 (gene Mfap1). The record is from RefSeq and is a predicted model, not a curated record. NCBI's taxonomy places the organism in Eukaryota, Metazoa, Arthropoda, Insecta, Blattodea, Termopsidae.
CUUUAGGCCUCUGUGAUGCCCUGGAAAAGUAAACACUUUGAUGAGCCUUGGACCAUGAUAUUGUGUUGUUGGUGUACGCAGUUUUAAAAUUUGUGACAAUUGUUCUCAGAUCUACAGAAGUGUUUAUAAUAUGUUUGCUCAAUACUACAUUUGGUGUUCAAUUUUCAAUUAGGUGACCUUAAUUUUCCAUCCGUGUCAAUGCAGAGUAUGUUGGUAAUAUAUGAGUGAGAGCCCUUGGUCAUAGAUGAGCACACGGGAUUGUGUCUGGUGGUGUGACUUGUGGCAGUAAAUGCGCAGUAGUUGGAAUAUUUUGCAGGACAAAUUAGGGCAAAGUCUGCAACAUCAUUAUGAAUAAUAUAGCAGGAAUAAGUAUCCAGAGUACUGCUGGUGCUGUGCCGGUUAGAAAUGACAAAGGUGAAGUGUCUAUGCAGAAAGUUAAAGUCCAUCGAUAUGUUUCUGGUAAAAGACCCGAUUAUGCACCCAUGUCUAGCAGCGAAGAGGAGUCUGAAGAAGAUGACUUCAUCGAGCAGAAACGCCGACACCUUGCUGUUCGACCAUUGUCACCAGCAGAAACUAUGGAAAAAGAUGUGCAAGCAACAGGAGAGGUAUACGUGGAUGAUCCUAGACUAAGAAGACUGAAAACGAGGAAGAAAGAUGACCGUGGAGAAGAGAGUGAAGAUGAAAACAGGGUUGAGAGACAUAGGCACAUUCAUGCACCAGAAAUUAUGGAGCUGGAAGCCUCAGAUGAAGAAAAGGAGAAGCAUAGAAUUGGUAAAAUGGCAGAGAGUGAGGAAGAGGAGGAGGAGGAGGAGGAUGAGCUGAGCGACGAGGAGAUUGAACGGCGCAGACAAACGCUGCGCCAGAAGGUUCUGAACCGCAAGGAGGAUGAAGAGGUGGAAGUACUGGACAAGGAAGAGGAAGGCCGUUCACCUGAGGAGAGUGCAUCCGAGUCAUCAGAAUAUGAGGAGUACACUGACUCUGAAGAGGAAACGGGUCCCCGUCUGAAGCCAGUGUUUGUUCGAAAGAAGGACCGAGUCACAGUCAUGGAAAAGGAGCGAGAGUUACUGCGUCAGAAGCAGGCUGAGAUUGAGGCUAAAAAGAUAGCAGAGGAGCGCCGCAAGUACACCCUGAAGAUGGUAGAAGAAGACAUACGAAAGGAAACAACAGUGAAGGAGGGUGAUGAGCCAUCGCUAAAUGAUGUUAACACAGAUGAUGAGAAUGAUGAGGUGGAGUAUGAGGCCUGGAAGAUGCGGGAGCUGAAGAGAAUCAAACGGGACCGUGAGGAGAGAGAACAGGUUGAGCGGGAACGACUGGAGAUUGAACGGCUGCGCAACAUGACAGAAGAAGAAAGGCGGCAGGAGCUUAGGAACAACCCCAAGUUUGUCACCAACAAAGCAACAAAGGGAAAAUACAAGUUCCUACAGAAGUACUAUCACCGUGGGGCUUUCUUCAUGAAUCAGGAUGACGACCUUUAUAAGAGGGACUUCUCAGCGGCUACACUGGAGGACCACUUUGACAAGACGAUACUGCCAAAGGUGAUGCAGGUGAAGAACUUUGGGCGCAGUGGUCGCACCAAAUACACUCAUCUUGUCGACCAAGACACCACGCAGUUUGACUCGCCGUGGAUAUCCGAGACUGCUCAAAAUCUCAAGUUUCACAACAAUCAGGCUGCGGGCAUGAAGCAGGUGUUUGAACGUCCAUCUGUGAAGAGGAGCAAGUAGAGCCACUCGUCACAUUGUGGGACCCAAAGCGACAGUUUCAGGAAUGAGUCACCCAGUGUCUCCAAGCGCUCCAGGUUCACAAUGUCAUUCGCUGAUGCACUGGUCAGCGCCUGCAACAAACACAGACUGCACUAUGCAGCGGCAGCAGCUACAGUCGGUAGCCGUGACAUUCGACUGCGGUCACUGCGAUAGGUAGUGUCACUCCAGGGGCUAUAACAAUGCAGUCUUGUUGGUCUGCACAGUGCCGUUAUGCUACUGAAAUCUUCAAGUUGUGAGUGAUGAUUCUGACAACUGUGGUAGUAUUUCUCAAUUUUAAGGAAUUGCAUGAUUCUGAAAUAGUUUUACAAAUAUAAAAAUCAGCUGAUAUUUCAGGUUCCCAUGGCACCAAAGUAUGAAGAUGGCUUUCAUUUUUGAAAAUUUUUAAGUUCAAAAAAAUUUUCAAAUAUUUCGAAAAUUUUAGGGUCCGUCAGAGACCGGGUGCGUUAGAGACCGGUUUUGGUUAUUUUUUAAAAAAAUUCAAGUUUAUUAAAAUUUUCGAAAAAUGCUUUAAAAUAUUCAAAAGCGCACAAAACUAAAAAGUAUUGAAAAAUUUCAACUACCAACAAAUUUUCAAUAAUUUAUAAAAUAUUUAGCUUUUCCUUUUUGUCAUUUACGACUCUUUUGAAAAUGUGUUUCAAAUUUUGAAAAAUUUUUCAAUUUUGACAGUCCUUCCACCACAUACAUGUAUCGGCAGAGACCAGGUCCUGCAGAGAGCAGAAGUUUACCAUUGUUUCAGAAGUGUUUGGUGCUUCCACCUUCAGCUGAUGAUGGAGGCAGGAAGCACCUCUGAAACGUCCGUAAACUUCCAUCAACCACAUGGUGCAACAACCCAGAAGACAGCCAUCUUCAUAAUAAUCAGAGUUUAGAUGGAGUGUUGGUAAUUUUUGUGGUUUUUUAUUUAUAUACAUAAUAACCUGUCGUAAUGGGUUUCAGGAAGACAAUACAAAAAAAUGGGUGGCAAAAGGGUUCAAAUAAUGAGUGUUUUGACAAAGUAGUUAUGUGGCAUUAAAUGAUUUGGAAAAAGGCA